This is a messenger RNA of Gadus macrocephalus (Pacific cod), 1975 nucleotides long. It is a transcript of the gene mogat3b, whose product is annotated as monoacylglycerol O-acyltransferase 3b. Lineage: Eukaryota; Metazoa; Chordata; Actinopteri; Gadiformes; Gadidae. Gene Ontology annotation, biological process: triglyceride biosynthetic process. Gene Ontology annotation, cellular component: endoplasmic reticulum membrane. The record is from RefSeq and is a predicted model, not a curated record. The transcript is spliced from 8 exons. Gene Ontology annotation, molecular function: diacylglycerol O-acyltransferase activity. The coding region runs from base 645 to 1625 and encodes 326 amino acids.
CCGCGCUUUAUAUUUGUAUCAGAACUUGUCCCUUGUCAGAUUUACAGUGUUUACUUAUCACGGUCAUUUAACCUUAACCCUAUCUACCAGAAGAUUACCUUCUUUUUUUAUAUAUUAUAAUAUUACUUGGAUCACUAGAUCACUUAUACAGAUCUUAUAUGCGACGGAAGAUUAUGAUUAUGAUUAUGUAGAUGAACCGUGUUAUAAUAUUUAACAGUUGAAUCCUGAUAGGAACAAGUAUCGUCAUUUACAGUUUUGCACAUUUAUGCCAGUCAUAGUUUUUGAGUAAGCAACUGGGUAGGGCACUUGGAACAAAGGAAGUUAUUAUUUCCUUUUCUCAGACCAUUUGUUGAUAGAGAAUUUUAAAAAGAAAAAUGCUGAAAAGGGAGUCCUUGUGGGUCUGAACAUUUGUAAGCUGUACAACCUAGGACAUAUUGCGUUGAGGCCUGUGAUAGUUACAAACACUUUGUAUAUGUUUGUCAUAAUGAGGAAUUUAUUUGUAAAUGCUGAAGAAGAGGCGAGCGGAUCGGUUAUCAGGAGCUCAUUUGAUCUGCUCAAAGUGCACACCCUGUCAUUGUGCUCUGCCUGCACUUGUGAACUACUGUCCACCGUGAUCAUCUCAAACGUCCCCUAAGGUUGCCAUCAUGAAGCAAGAAAAAACUCAGUGGAAACUCUUUCUGGAGACGCUCAGUGCUGCACAAUGGGAGUUCACCUUCGUCCUUCUAGGAGUGACUUGUUUAACCCUGGUGGUGUCGCUCAUGUUCACCUCUCUGUGGCCACUCUCGGCUCUCUACUUCGUGUGGCUCGUGAAGGACUGGCAUACUCCUGAAAGAGGGGGCAGAAGAACAGAGUUCGUGAGGAACUGGCGGAUAUGGGGACACCUCCGAGACUAUUUUCCCAUCAAGCUGGUGAAGACAGCCGAGCUGGACCCCAAGAAGAACUACAUCUUGGGCAUCCACCCGCACGGCAUCAUGUGUGCAGGAGGCUACACGUGUUUCAGCACCGAGAGCUGUGGUUUCGCCGAGGCCUUCCCCGGGAUGCGCUCCAGCCUGGCCGUGCUCGCCGGACUCUUCCGGAUACCGCUCUUUAGGGAGUACCUCAUGAGUGCAGGCCUGCUUUCAGUGAGCAGAGCGAGUCUGACUCAUGUGCUUUCCAAGAGCGGUAAAGGCAUCGCGCUGUCGAUAGUGAUAGGGGGCGCUGAAGAGUCCCUGUCCUCCUCUCCCGGGGUCAACACGGUGGUCAUGAGGCGUCGCAAAGGGUUCGUCAGGAUGGCGCUGGAGCACGGGGCCGACCUGGUGCCUGUGUACUCGUUUGGGGAGAACGAGUUGUUCCGCCAGGUGAUCUUCUCAGAGGGCAGCUUGGGCCGGAGGUUACAGGACCUCUUCAAAAGGCUGAUAGGGUUCGCCCCGUGUCUGUUCCUUGGGGACCGCUUUGGCCUGCUGCCCUACCGGACCCCCAUCACGUCUGUGGUGGGAGCUCCCAUCGCUGUGCCGAAGCUUCUGGUCCCUACAGAGGAAGAAGUGGACCACUACCACAACCUUUACAUGGAGUCGCUCUCCAAACUGUUCCACGAGCAUAAGGUCAGCUGCGGCCUCUCUGAAAGCCACGAGCUGCAGAUCAUUUAGAGGACUCGCAUUGGGUAAACCAGACAGACUUUCUCCACGCUGCCUCGACCAUGGGACUACUUCAAUGACAGCCCUGCUCUGAUCAAGUGAAGGAUUUACCCUGUAAAAAUAGAGGUCUCCAUAGGCGUCUGGUCUCUCGGUUCAGAACAGGCAUCAGAAAUCCUCUAUGCAACAAACUAGAUAUUUAAAAUAAUGCUGCAGCUCUGCACAUAUUGUCGAUGCCUUAUUUGUGUUGUAUUGUUUACGUGGUUCCAAUGCACUAUUCAUAUCUUCAAUGUGAAUAUAUGACAAUUCACAUGUGAUUUAAAAUAUGGGAACAGUGGCAAUAAAGUCUUAUAAUUUGACAAAUA